AUGUUGUCAUUGGGUAUCGUUCUGACCGAGAUACCUUCAAACAUGAUCCUUUACAGACUGUUUCUGUUUGGCGUCUCUGGUUUCAUUCCCGGUGGUCUAUGGACACUCUCUACAUGGUAUACUCGAUCCGAAACUGCCAAACGUGUCAUGAUCUUCUAUUUCGGCAACCAGAUCGGACAAGGUUCAGCCAAGCUACUCGAAUACGGCAUCCUUCAUAUGCAUGGCGUUGGCGGCCAGCCCGGUUGGUUUUGGCUAUUCGCUCUCAUGGGUGCCUUUACCGUUCUUGGAGGUUUCAUCUUUGGUUUCUGUCUGCCUGACUCUUUCCAAAACCCGCACAGUACCUUCUUACCCAGGUUUACUUGGUUCACAGAUCGGGAGCUGCAUAUUUUGCAGACACGCGUUCUGCUGGAUGAUCGCAUGAAAGGGAAGAAGAAAAAGUGGAUCGGUCGGGAUGAUUUUAAGAGAGCGGUAAGCUUAUAUACCAACUGGCGUAUAUGUGUUCAUUUAUUCAUCACAUUGUGCAACAAUGGCCCUCAACGCGCCUUUGACACCUACGCUCCGUCGAUAGUCACUAGUUUCGGAUUUGGCAGUCUCGUCAGCAAUGCAAUGGCUGCGGUUGGUUUAUUCUCACAAGUCCCCGUCAACCUCAGAGGCGAAACUGUCAUUAUAGACCUCCUUUGUCAUCUGCUAGGUUAUAUCUUCAACCGUGCCUUUACUGAAGUUAAUCUUCGUGGAGUCCGCUACUUCGGUGUUCUCCAUCAUAUUCCUUGUUCUUUGUCGUUCCAACUGGGCGUGCGAGAUGAUAAUAUUUCUGUGCCUAGUGUCAUCAUGGGCGCCAACGUCGCCGGCAUAUAUGGUGCGCAAAUCUUCCGAUCAGACGAUAGGCCGCUCUAUAGUCGGGGAUUUAGCAUAGCCAUUUCUGUCCUUUGUGUUGGCCUCAUUCUUGCCAUCAUUCGAUGGAUAGAUGAUACCGAGAGUACACGCAGUGCUCGCAUGAGUGUGGAAUCGCAAGUGUGGCGCUCUUAG
Molecule: messenger RNA, 1026 nt
Organism: Truncatella angustata
Lineage: Eukaryota; Fungi; Ascomycota; Sordariomycetes; Amphisphaeriales; Sporocadaceae
Exons: 7
Coding region: 1-1026 (341 amino acids)
Cellular component (GO): membrane
Molecular function (GO): transmembrane transporter activity
Source: RefSeq, a predicted model, not a curated record